Fusarium keratoplasticum is the source of this 2805-nucleotide messenger RNA. RefSeq lists its product as uncharacterized. The record is from RefSeq and is a predicted model, not a curated record. The transcript is spliced from 4 exons. The coding region runs from base 1 to 2805 and encodes 934 amino acids. Lineage: Eukaryota; Fungi; Ascomycota; Sordariomycetes; Hypocreales; Nectriaceae.
AUGUUUUCUUCGCCGCCCAAGGGGCCUUCGGGUCACCGGUUGACCACCCGUAAUCCGCAACCAGCAACGCCCUCGCGUAUUGGCGCGAAUGUAUCGCAGCCCAACCCUUCUGAACAAACAAUGAGCACUGCAACCCAGCUUACCCCUUCCCGAGCGACCCAGCUGGCUCAGGCUAGCUCCCCCAACACCCCUUUCGGCAUUUCAUCCGACUCUGAAAGUUCGGAGUCCGAUUUCUGUGAGAUUCAGCAUGUUCAGCCUUCUCCCAACAGAAAGCGCAAUCUCCCUGCGGCGGACCAGCGAGUCCAGCCCAGCAAGAAGGCAAAGACCAAGCAAACGCCUCCUGAGACUUCUGCCUCUGUCAACAAGAAACCGACUUCCCAAGCCUCUGGCCCUUCUCGUGGUCCAGCUCAACCCUCUUCGAGUGCCGCAGCUCCAAAUCGCAGCAGCUCGGUGUCCUCGAAGGCCAAACCUGCCGUCAAAGCCAAGUUUCUCCCUCAGCCGGACAACAGCUCCGACUGCUUCAUUGAAAAGGUCCUUCCUUCGCCAAAGCGACGCCAACAGACUCAGCCUCAGCCCAGCAAGAGAAGACGGAUCGACCGCGCCGGCAACGCUUCGGCCCUUGUCAGCGAAGAGAACGGCCAGGACUCUGAGUGCGAGAUUGUCCACAUCAAGCCAUCUCCCAAUCGCCUGUCCUUGACCAUGCUCACUUCUACCGACAGCGAUGCUGAUGAUGAGCGCCCGACCGAUGGUAAGCCUCGGGUCCCGAGAAAGAUCGCGACCCCAAGAAAGAGACGCGCUCUUCCGCUGAAGCCAGCUGAUAACUGUCCUGCAAUGAAGGAACCAGCUGCCACGCCCUCUCCCGUCUCCAACCGAGUUGGUCAGAGCAUCGUCAUUGAUCUCUCCCAGUUGAUCACAUCUGACUCCGACUCGUCUGCCGUUGAGACCUCGCACUCUACAGCUCAGGUCACACAGCCUCUUCCCGCACAGGGAGAACCCAUUGCUCAGAGCAACCAGCCUGAACAAAGCGCGACCAACCAUAGCAACGCGACGGAGCUUGCCCCAUCUCCUGAGAACUCCCAGUCUCAGCACCAGUCGGACCCUGAGUCGGAUAACAUCACGGGCAAACUGAUGGACUAUCUUGAUAGUCAGCUAGAGGCAAUGAAGAAGGAGAAGGAAGCCUCGCCAAGCUCUGAUGACAACGAGCCAUUCCCUACCGCCCCCGAGCGCCCCCCCAAGAUUGAGCCCCAAGAGGACUCCCGCCCGAUCAAGAAGGAGAUCGAUUCUGGUGCGGAAGGCUCUGACGAUGAUUAUGAUGAUGAUGAGCAGGAUGAUGAUGACGAUGACGAUGAUCUUGAUGAGGGUAACCCAACCCUAGUCAAGAUGGAGGACGCCGUCGACUCUGAUUCUUCCGAGCUGUCCCACACCAGAGAUUUCAAUGAUGAGACGCUCAACACCUCAGUCUCCAGCUUCAACGAGCGACUUGCUGCAUCGUACAAGCUUCAGCCCGUGUACAGUGGCGACAAGCUCUCCGAGACCAACGAGCCCGGCACUCCUGGAUCUUUCCAGCCUCAUCACCGAGACUCUCUCAUCGGCCUCAAGAGCAUUCUCAAGAGACCCAAGACGUCUCCGACGCGCGCGAGUGGCGACGACACCGAGUAUUCCUCUUCCCCCAGCGUUUCACCCCCUUCACGAUCCAGACGUGCCAGUUCGUCUCCAACUGAGCGCAUCCAGGGCAGCAAGAAGCAAGCCAAGGCUCUUCGGCCCUCUUCUCGCAAGUCCCCUACGUCGAGGCUUGCAACAGCCGCCAGUGUUAUCAAGAAGCAAGUACCUUCGAAGCUUUUUGUUCGAGCCAGAAGCUGGCUCCCCCCUCGACCAAACGUCACCAAGCGAGCCAAGACUCCCAGCCCAAAGCGGGCUCGAGGAUGGAGACUUCAGAAGAAGCAAUUGACCCCGUUGAUCCCGAUCCCACCAGCCAGCCUGAAACGUGGCAGUGAUGAUUCAACCUCGAGCCAGGAGACUCCUUCAAAGCCCCCGACCAAGCGACCCGCCGCUACAGUGCAACAGCCUACUCAAGCUGUCACCCACCACGAGACAUCGAACGUUGAGGCAUCCGGGGAUGAGCGGAAGAAGACACCCGAGAAGACUCAGAAGAAAGCAGCUGAGAAAAAGCAACUCAAGCCAAUCACCCACAGCAGCUUGGUCAAACCACCCCGAGGGAUCAAACCAGCGAUCAUCCGAGACGGUGUUUCGGAGCACGCAAUCAAGCCCACGGUCGCACGCUUCGAGAAGAAGAUGGCCGAAGGCAAAGGGUUCACCUACAACAAAACAGACAGCUCCAACCUCAAGUACAACUGGGAGGUCGACUGGGGCACGCCUCUUCCUCAGACGGAGCGCACUUCACGAGCCUUGGCCGCGGAGCUAGAGGAACGGGGCAUCAAGACCGAUCGACAAUACGCCAACUUUUGGUACAACCUCACGAUGAAGUACUCCAACCUCGCCGGUUCGCCCGUGCCGCUCUUCACUGCCAAGAAGAAGGCCCUCGAAGACGUUGUCGAGGAGGCGUUGCAGAACAAGAAGCGCAGAAAGCGGAAGGCACGCAAGGCAGAGAAGAAAAGGCAGCAAGAGGAGAAGAAGCAACCUCAAGGAGUUGAGGCACUCCUCAGUGGAGCCGACGAGACUGACGAGGAGAGCAAGUCGGAUGAGUCCGUUGACAUGGAGGCUCUCGUCGCCAAGAUGAAAGCUGACGAGAAGAAGCAGAGGAUGCUAACUGGGGUUGGAACGAGCUGCGGAUAUCUCAAGAAGUGA